Musa acuminata subsp. malaccensis (wild Malaysian banana) is the source of this 1953-nucleotide messenger RNA. Its product is annotated as TOM1-like protein 6. Gene Ontology annotation, molecular function: phosphatidylinositol binding; ubiquitin binding. Gene Ontology annotation, biological process: protein transport to vacuole involved in ubiquitin-dependent protein catabolic process via the multivesicular body sorting pathway. The record is from RefSeq and is a predicted model, not a curated record. Lineage: Eukaryota; Viridiplantae; Streptophyta; Magnoliopsida; Zingiberales; Musaceae.
ACGGUGAGGAAUUUUCCUUCUCCUCGUAUUAUAUUAUCUCUUCCGCAAGUCUUCGCCUCUCUCUCUCUCCCUUCUAUUCUCUCGUCUUGGGGAAACCCCAAAGUCUCGAGCCGAGAUGUUGUCCUUCUCCUCCUCCUCCUCGUCGGCGACCGGCCGAGUCGAGAAGGCGACGUCCCAUCUGUUGAUCGGGCCCGAUUGGACGAUGAACAUGGAUAUCUGCGACAACAUCAACAACGAUCAGUGGCAGGCAAAGGAAGUGCUCAAAGCAGUUAAGAAGCGUUUGCAGAACAAAAAUUCAAAGGUUCAAUUCCUUGCUUUGACGCUUCUGGAGACAAUAAUAAAGAACUGUGGUGAGUAUGUACAUUUUCAGGUUGCUGAAUGCAAAAUUCUACAAGAAAUGGUCAAAAUUGUUAGAAAAAAGACAGAUAUGCAAGUACGGGAUAAAAUUUUGGUACUGCUGGAUUCUUGGCAAGAAGCAUUUGGUGGACCUGGUGGGAAAUAUCCACAAUAUUAUUACGCAUACAUUGAACUAAAGAGAUUUGGAAUACUAUUCCCGCAACGGCCAGCAAACACUCCACCAAUACUUACUCCUCCAGUUACACACUUGGCAUUAACAUCAGGACAUAGCCAAGUAGGGUAUGGUGUUCCAAGCAUUACUUCUACGAGACUUGAUGAAACAAUGGCAACUGACAUAGGAAAUCUGAGUUUAUCAGACUUCAGUCACAUUCGUGAUGUUAUGGGGCUAUUGAAGGAGAUGCUGCAGGCUGUGAACCCUAAUGAUCAAGGGGCCAUAAAAGAUGAAUUGAUCGUAGAUCUUGUGAACCAAUGUCGGACCAACCAAAAAAAGCUUAUGCAGCUAGUCAGCUCCACUGGGGAUGAAAAGCUUUUAGGAGAAGCUCUUGAACUGAAUGAUAACUUGCAAAGUGUGCUUGCGAAGCAUGAAGCCAUAGCCUCUGGAUCUCCUCUGCUUCACGAGCAACCAAAAUCCCUUUCGCAGGCGAAGGAGCCGAUCAAGCAUCCUGUUGCAAGCAGCAGCCGGGUUGAAGACGAAGACGAAGAUGAUGAAUUUGCACAAUUGGCUCGCAGGAACUCGAAUUUUAAGCAAGCUACAUCAGUUGAGUCACCAAAUCGGAGUGAUGUGACUAGGGUCACCGAGUCAAGUACCUCAUCCUCCGCCAUGAGCAAUGCCUUGGUUCCGCUUGAUCCCCCUCCUCCCCCUCCUGUUAAGACCCAAAAAGAGCCAGAGCAGGACAUGAUUGAUCUUCUGAGCAUCACAUUGUCGACGUACCCAUCAUCACCUCAGACAGCAGUAACACCUCCAUCAGCUUCAAGUCAGCAAGGGUACGCUCCCCACGACAGUUAUGUUGCACCUUGGGCGCAGCGAGCACUUCCUGCGCCUCAGCCUUCCCCAUCGUGGGCUGCCACAGAUGCUACCCCGAGUACCUUUUCGUCAGCCCCAUCCUCUGGUGCCGAUACUCAUGCUGCUUACUUGCCUGCUUAUUCUCCUACGCCUCUACAGCAGUACAACUCCUUUGGCUCUAGGAUCAAUGGUACCACCACCACCAGUGUUGCCGCCAGGGAAACACCGGUGAAUUUAAUUCCCAGACACAGUGGGACUACAACUUCUGCAAAACCAUACGUUCUUCCUAACAGAUUAUUUGAAGAUUUGAUAGAUUUGAGAAGCACCAGUAGCGGACAAAAGACGGGUGCAGCAUCAAAUCAACCUAUGAUCGGUGGGAAGAAAUAAGGUCUCCUCAUGCAUUGUUCAUUGCCUUGGUACUACGUUUCCUUUCCUCAUAGGUGUCCGGAUAUAUAUAUGUAUAUAUAUCCCAUGUAUAUCUUUUUGUUGAUUCUCUUUUCUGCAAUUGAAUUGGGUCUCUGGAGCUGAAACACAUUUAUGUACAAAAAUAAUCAUACUAAGAUAAACUUGAGAUUGGCAAAAUCGUUUGUUGG